Molecule: messenger RNA, 634 nt
Organism: Amaranthus tricolor (Joseph's coat)
Lineage: Eukaryota; Viridiplantae; Streptophyta; Magnoliopsida; Caryophyllales; Amaranthaceae
Product: glucan endo-1,3-beta-glucosidase 4-like
Exons: 3
Coding region: 77-442 (121 amino acids)
Source: RefSeq, a predicted model, not a curated record
CAUUUUUGUGGCUCCAACAAAACUUGUCCUAAAUCUUAUCUACAUUCUACAUAAAUUUUAUCCUCUUUAACCUUCAAUGCCUUUACCUUCCUUCAAGUUUUUCCUUGCUUUCCUCCUCCUUAUAGUCCCCAGCAUUUCAGUUAGAGGAGAAGAUGAGGAUUACGGGCAACAAUAUUGCGUAGCAGAUGUGCAAACCCCGGAUAAUGAAUUGCAAAAUGCAAUAAACUGGGCGUGUAGCCAGCAAAAUGUGGCGUGCAAUAUGAUACAAGUAAAUCAACCUUGUUAUCAGGCUAACUCAACCAAAGAACAAGCUGACUUUGUGUUCAACAGUUACUUUCAAAAUUACAAGCACAAAGGUGGUAACUGCUAUUUUGGUGGUGCUGCCAUUAUUACUGAGAAGGAUCCCAGUCAUGACAAUUGCCACUUUGAAUAUCUUCCUUGAAAGUUUGGAACUUUAUUCCACCAUACAGUUUGCUUCAUUGUUUUGUUUUCUAAAUUAUGUAAUACUUUUAAUUCAUCCAACAUUCUUUUUUACAAUUUGUAAAUGGGUUUUAACAAACAAAUACUUCAAGUUUGUUAAUAUUAAGAAAAAUACCAUAGCAUUUCACAUGCUCCCCCUAUUAUUGCACUUAUA